This is a messenger RNA of Lingula anatina, 2697 nucleotides long. RefSeq lists its product as uncharacterized. Gene Ontology annotation, molecular function: Wnt-protein binding; Wnt receptor activity. The record is from RefSeq and is a predicted model, not a curated record. Gene Ontology annotation, cellular component: plasma membrane. Gene Ontology annotation, biological process: canonical Wnt signaling pathway. NCBI's taxonomy places the organism in Eukaryota, Metazoa, Brachiopoda, Lingulata, Lingulida, Lingulidae.
AGUUUAACUUUCAUGUUCAUUUCAUCAUGGCGACCUCGAAGUUCCUUAUUCUUUUUUUCCUUAAUAUUGUUCGCGUAGAGGCGCUGUAUUUUUAUUCCAAUACAACACACGUUUGUAACUUCACCGUUGUGGAUUCCCAGUUAUUCAUAGAAGGCUGCCGGGAAGAUGCUGCCUUUAAUAGACUUGAUACUUCAACAAAUUACGAGGAGCUUCUUGUACAGCAGUGCACAAGUUUACAAAGCAACGACGCUGUGUCUAAAUGCUAUGGUGGCGUGACAAACGCUGGUUUAAGGUACAGCGUGGACAUUCGAAAUGGUCGCAUUAAAGUGACGGACACACAGACGCAGCAGAGUGGCGUUAUAGACAUUAACAGACCGGACUACGGUCACUCACCCCCGGACAUAACGGUGGACUUUGAAAGAGGGUACUUAUUUUGGUCCCAAAGAGGAUCCUCCCCGGCUAUAGUCAGAUCCUCCCUGUCAGGACGAGACAGACGUGACAUCAUCAAUGACGUCAUCAACCCGACAGGGGUCGCUGUUCUUCAAGACGAGCAGAAGUUGGUCUGGAGUGACAGUGCCACUGGGGUGAUCAAAAAGUGCUCUUAUGAUGGAAACAGUUGCUCUGAAAUCCUCAAGAAACCCGGGAGCUUCUUUUAUGGCAUAGCUGUAUCGAGUGACGUCAUCAUAGCUGCUGACAUUGAAAAUGACGUCAUACAUUUUAUCAAUAGAACCAGCAAUACGGUUGGUUCAUUUUCCACAGUCGGGGCCCCGAUUAUUUUGGGGAAGUACGACCGAGAAAACGCCACCAAGGCAACUGUUUGUCAGACCAGUACUUCAUGUAGUGGCGUCUGUAUUGUGUCGUCUGCCACUGAGGAAUGUACCUGCAGGGCGGGGCUGUAUCUCAACGAUACCCGGUGUGCAGGAGGUGACGAGCCACUGCUGAUAUUUUCUGACACAGACUUGGGCAAGCUGUACAAGAUGUCGACAGCAACUCCAUCUGCAUUCAGUGAGCUACCAGUGAACGUAUCUAAUGGAGUGCUAGCAUUGGAAAGUUACGGUGGCUACAUCUACUGGAGCAAUGUGGAACAGAGCGGUAUCUACAGGGUUCAAUACCCCGGGGACAGUGAACCAGAACUCAUAGUUAACUCCACAGUUAAUCCAGACGGUCUGGCUAUCGACUGGAUGUCCGGGAACCUGUUGUGGACUGACCCCUGGUUAAAGAGGAUAGAGGUUAGUCGGCUGGACGGCUCUUCAAAGAGGGCUCUGAUAUAUGACGAUAUCGACCUGCCAAGAGCCAUCGCCGUGGAGCCGAGAAGUGGGUAUAUGUUUUGGACGGACUGGUCAAAGCCGGCCAAGAUAGAGCGUGCCGCAGUGGACGGCACGGACAGACUGGUCAUCGUCAACACGGACAUAGUAUGGCCGAACGCACUGACCAUAGACUAUGAGACCCAGAGGCUGUACUGGGCGGACGCCUGGCUCCGGAAGAUCGAGGUGUGUAACUACGAUGGUUUGGAGAGGAGAUUAGUCGUAUCAGCCAGAUAUGUAGGUCAUCCAUUCGGCUUGGUGACCCACGGCGGCCGACUAUGGUGGACGGAUUGGUAUUCGAGGUCAAUUGGUUCAUCCAACAUGGCCGCCAUAGAUGAUGGCUUCCUGGAACUUGGACCAGUUGGGCUCAAACGACCGUCGGGGGUUGCCGUAUUGAAGACAGGACCAAAAGGUCCAGGUAGCAACGCCUGCUCGGUAAAUAACGGUGGCUGUAGCAACCUAUGCCUGCCUCUACCGACUGGAAUGGCGUGUCAAUGUCCUGAGGGGAAGGGGCUUCAGGCAGACGACAGGACUUGUGAAGGGGUGGCCAGAUGUCCAGACGUGACCCUGACUGACCAAUUGACCCUGGUAAGGCACUGCAGUCCCUACGAGAACUCUGUCUGUUCUUUCCAAUGUAACACGGGGUAUACGCUGACUGGACAGUCUGAGAUUACCUGCUUGGAGAGCGGAACUUGGUCAGAUACCCAGCCAACAUGUGAAAUCGUAAAAUGCCCAGUGAUGUCACUACCUGACCACGUGUCCAGUAACUGUGACGUAGAUAGCAGGAAUUACGGUACCACGUGUCAGCUGUCAUGUGAUACUGGGUAUCGCCCCACUGUUGCCGUGACAACCACUUGUUUAGCCAAUGGAACCUGGGAUGCAUCUCUCUCAUGCGAAGUUGUUCAAUGUCCACCACUCAGUCCACCUGUGAAUGGCACCUUGACUCCGCCCCUCUGCACGAACUACACAGUUUUCAAUGACGUAUGCAGUUUAAGCUGUCCUUCGGGAUACGUGGUGUCUGGGCAGACGACAGUUUCGUGUUUGGCGUCUGCGCAGUGGAACGCAGACUUGGGGACUUGCAAAGAUACCCAAAAGCCAAGUUUCAACGGAACAUGCCCUCAGAACCCUUUGGUCUAUAUCUCAGACACAGGGACCAGUAGAAAGGCGGUAAAUUGGACAUCAAUUCACAUAGAAGCCGUGGAUAACUCUAACAUCCUCCCAUCUGUGUCUUACAAGGGUAAACAGGACACGUACUCUGAAGGCGAUCACCAGGUUGAAAUUAAUGCCACUGACAACAGCGGGAAUUCAGCGCUUUGUGUGUUUGCAGUGACCGUGACAGGUACGGCGCUUUUGUGGUUAACUUGGAAUUUAAAAAACUGACGUUUCAUAUAUA